AUGCCUGAGCUCUCGGAGAAGAUUGGGACGUACACCUCGGCCAAGUUCAAAGAGGUGCGCGCCAUCAAUGCUGGACAUUUUGCCGGCGGAGAUUGCAAUGAGGCCAAGAUCGUGGAACUACGCUUGCAGAUGAAGGCCCAGGCCACAGCGCUGGGCCGGCCUGGAUGCAGAGGCCCAGAAGCGCUCUGGGCCAUGAAGGUCCACAAGGGUGAGCUCCUAGCGCCGGGGGCCUUCAGUGUGGCAGCUUGGCUGCUGCUGCUGCCACGAAAGCAGCCCAUGCUUUCCUCGGCGCUUGGAGUUCACAGUCAAGGGGAGACUGGCGACUUUCGCACUGAGCUGAAGCGCCUGUUCGGGGACGCUCCCCAGAUCCUGCGCGGGCCUGACCUCACAAAUUGGCCUACGGCCAACACUGAGCAUUCCGCCGGAGAUGCGCUGAAGCUCGGGGAGCAGGCUGGUGCCCAAACGCUUGAUUUGGAGUGGGUGCACCUCCACCCUACAGGGUUGGUACAGGAAGAUGAUGCAACUGCCAAGCGUAAGGUCCUUGCCGGAGAAUCAUUUCGUCUUGCUGGGGGCUUGCUGCUGAAUGGUAGUGGUGAUCGCUUUUGCAAUGAGCUCGGGCCAGCUGAGCACAUUGUUGCAGAGAUGCAGAAAAACCCUGGACCUUUUCGGCUUUGCUUGAACACAGCAGCUACCCGAGAAUUGCAGUGGCAAUGUCGAUCGCACAUUAGUCGAAGGCUGAUGAAAUGCUAUGCAUCUGGAAGAGAUUUGGCAGAGGAUAUGAAGAUCCCAUUGCGAAAGUUAAUCGAUGUGCACGACGCUCAUGCCGAAGCCUUUCGAAACACGUUGCGCGCAGCAGAGGCUGGCCCUUGGCCAUGUUUGAACGGAAGGCGUUCCUGGGACGAGACAAGCGGAAAGACUGGAUAUGGGAAGUGCGAUUUCAAACAUGUCUUGGUGGGAUCCAGAGUUGCAGACGAGCCAUUUCAUGUGGCGCAAGUGACACCAGUGAUCCUCUACUGCUCAGGGGGUAUAAAGAUCAACGCGCGAGCCGAAGUUCUAAAAAAUGAUGGGACGCCCGUUCCGGGUCUUUAUGCCGCGGGCGAGUCAACUGGUGGAAUCCAUGGCAAGAGAGCUUUGGCAGGCAACUUGCUGCUGGAUUGUUUGGUGUUUGGAAGGCUCGCGGCCAAAUCUGCUUGCAAGUACAUAUUUGGAGAAGAUGAUGAAUUUAGACCUUGCCCUUCACAAGCUUCCGAGAGACAGCAAGAAAAGGGCCACUUCUGA
Messenger RNA from Durusdinium trenchii, 1278 nucleotides. Lineage: Eukaryota; Dinophyceae; Suessiales; Symbiodiniaceae. The record is from the annotation of a GenBank genome assembly.